UAUAACUACUUCUGUGUAUUUACUAGCUUGUUGAAUUGUCUGCCGAUGAUUGGAUUAACUUUCACUUCACAAAUGAAGAGUCGUUCAGCCAAUCCGGUUCAGCACAUGACUAUUGUGCUGUAAUAAAGUUCCAAAAAAACUGGAAAUAUUAGUUUUAAAAUUAUAUUUGCAAAAUAUAGUUUUGUUAACAACAGUUUUUAUUGAAUCACAUUCAUGACUGCGGCGACUGCAUUAAAAAGCCGUAAUGGCGACAAAAUUACAAAUAACAACAAUGGUGCCGAGGCGAUUAAGAGUAAAGGCCAUGACAAACUGAAGGGCGCAGAAUUGACCGAUGGUGGAGCAGGCCAAAGUAAUGAACGGUCAAUGGUGAGUGUCGUUUUCAUAUCGCUCCUAUUUGAUUUACUCGCCUUCACCAUGAUCCUGCCACUAAUGCCUUCUUUGCUCGAGCACUAUCGACAAAAUGAUAGCUCCGGCUUGUAUAACUUGCUGACGCGGCGCAUACACUGGUUCCAGCAGCUGGUGGGCGCACCAGAACGAUAUACAUCGGUGCUGUAUGGCGGAUUCCUGGGUUCCAUGUUCAGCUUUUUGCAAUUUGUGGCAAGUCCCAUUGUGGGUGGACUAUCGGAUUACUAUGGCCGCAAGCCUUUAAUGCUUAUAUGUGGGGCUGGUAUUGCUUUAUCCUAUCUACUUUGGGCGCUCUCAAGUAAUUUCGCACUUUUCGUGCUGGCUCGAUUUGUGGGCGGUAUCAGCAAAGGCAAUAUAUCGCUAUGCAUGUCCAUCAUCACUGAUGUCUCCAGUGUGAAGACACGUUCGUUUGGUAUGGCAUUAGUGGGUGUCGCAUUUUCAGUAGGCUUCAUUGCCGGUCCUAUAAUUGGUGCCUUAUUUGCGCGUUCAUUGAAUAAAUCAUGGGAAUCAUGGUAUGUGGCACCUUCAUUGUGUGCCUUUGCAUUAGCCAUGUGUGAUUUGGGUGUUAUUGCGUUUAAACUUAAAGAAACAUUACCCAAGGAAAAACGUGCCAAAGAGAUAUCUUCCGCUAUGUCAUAUGCUAUACAGUUAUUGGAUGUGCGCUCAAUAUUCAACUUCUCAGCGAUUAAGAAAAUAUCGAAAACGGAAAUAAAUGCACUACGCAAAAUAGGACUGAUAUACUUCUUGUAUCUGUUUUUAUAUUCCGGCUUGGAGUUCACUGUUACAUUCCUUAUGUUUCACAAAUUCGGCUACAGCUCCAUGGAUCAAGCGAAAAUGUUUCUAAUGACUGGCAUUGUUAUGGCCCUACUGCAAGGCGGAGUUGUGCGUCGUCUACCGCCACAGGCGUCUAAACCAUGCGCAGUAUUUAGCCUGUAUCUUAUUGUGCCAGCUUUUAUACUGGUCGGGUUAGCGAAGGAUGGACGUCUUCUUUAUGCAGGAAUGUUACUUUUUGCCAUUUGUAAAAUAGAAUGGGUGGAAAUAAUCGAGCCACGCACCAAGGAGCACAUGUACGCCAAUCUUACAACUGGCGAGUGCGUUUGGGAUCCACCGGAAUUUUUGGAGCAACGUAUUUUGGCCAGUUAG
This is a messenger RNA of Rhagoletis pomonella (apple maggot), 1548 nucleotides long. Its product is annotated as major facilitator superfamily domain-containing protein 10-like. The record is from RefSeq and is a predicted model, not a curated record. Gene Ontology annotation, cellular component: brush border membrane. Gene Ontology annotation, molecular function: transmembrane transporter activity. NCBI's taxonomy places the organism in Eukaryota, Metazoa, Arthropoda, Insecta, Diptera, Tephritidae. The transcript has 7 exons. The coding region runs from base 214 to 1548 and encodes 444 amino acids. Gene Ontology annotation, biological process: transmembrane transport.